AUGUCUACGUCCAUUCACAAACCCCAAAAAGCAGAUCAUCUGUGUGUUCUUGUUCACGGGUACGAGGCGCUUCAGGAAGGCUCCACUGAUGCAAGGUUCUCCGAAGACCAAGUCGAGAUUUUGGUAGCGAAGCGCAACGCCGGCAGCUUCACAUACGAUGGCGUCGACACAGGUGGCGAACGAGUCGCAAGCGAAGUUGAGCAAAAGUUAGGGGACCUCAAGAAUGAUGGAAACGAAAUCAAGAAGAUCAGUGUCAUCGGAUACUCACUUGGCGGUCUCGUAGCCCGCUUCGCUAUUGGUCUCCUUUACAGCAGAGGGGUCCACAUCUGGAACAUACUGGGCGCAAGGACACUCUCUAUGAGUGGCAGACAACUCUUUGGCAUCGACAAGUUCAGGGAGACUGGCCGGUCACUGCUUUCUGUCCUGGCGGACUCGAACAGCAUAUUCAUCAAGGGCCUGGCGCAAUUCCAGCAUCGGAGUCUAUACGCAAAUGUCGUCAACGACAGGACGGUGACGUACUACACGGCCGGAAUAUCUCAGACAGACCCAUUCGUCAAGCCCGAAAAUGUCACCAUGAACUAUAUCUCAGGCUACGAUGAGGUCAUACUGGAUGGCGAUAACCCCGUCUCACCAAAAGCUCCCGAAGCUCCACCUGCCUUUACACAACGGCUAGUGUCCACCACCUCGACUGUCAUAGGCCGCGUACCCAUUGUCGCUUUCCUAACAGUCUUCAUCCCUAUCGGCACAACCUUGUUCCUCGUCAACUCCGUAGUCCAAUCCUUCCGCAGCUCGCACCGCAUCCGCCUCCACGAAUCCGGCCAAGCAGGCGUCAACAUCCAACAAUACCGCCUCGGCAACAUGAUCAACGCCGUGCGCCGUGAAGCAGAAGACAUGUUCGAAAACGUCAACAACACACAGGAAUCAGACUACUUGUCCGCGGGCAGCACCGAGGUCGCGUCGCCCACACAGCCCACGUCUCCGGGCCUGACACGCAAAGACACAGAGGCGGCGAUCGAGAAGGAUACUCUCGAUUUCCCCACCUUGGCGUUGACGCAAGAUCAGUUCGGCAUGAUUGAGGCCUUGGAUACGCUUGGCUUCAGGAAGCAUCCGGUGUACAUUCAUCAUCACAGACACUCGCACGCGGCGAUUAUCGUGCGCAUGGAUAAGCCGUCGUUCAACGAGGGGCGUGUUGUUAUCAAGCACUGGCUUGACAACUUCCAGUUAUAG
Molecule: messenger RNA, 1227 nt
Organism: Parastagonospora nodorum SN15
Lineage: Eukaryota; Fungi; Ascomycota; Dothideomycetes; Pleosporales; Phaeosphaeriaceae
Exons: 3
Coding region: 1-1227 (408 amino acids)
Molecular function (GO): monoacylglycerol lipase activity
Source: RefSeq, a predicted model, not a curated record